UCUAGCAAGAACACAUACAACGCAUAGAAGUUGAAGUGAACGUGAAUACGCUAGGCAAUUUGAACGAUACAUCAGUGAAAAAUUGUUUCAUGAUACAAUAAUUUAGUGACUAUUUUACGAAUCUUAUCAUUAAAAUUUUACCAUCAAAUUUUCCACAGCGAUAUAUAAAUUUGUCGUGUUUAAAUUGGUGUUAAUUUCAACUGAAUCGAUAAAUGUGAACGCAACAUUUUUAUCGAUUAAAUUGUGGCUCGACAUUAAUAGUUUGAUUUUAAAAAUCGCCAUUUUGACUCAUUUGGUGUUUGUAGUUAUUGCAAGAAAUUUUUUAUUUCCAUCAAAUCAACGAAUAAUUCACACAUUUUAUUCAUAAAAUUUAUUAAAUUUGAAUUUAGUGCAUAUGAAUUGUGAAGUUUAUGUGAUUUUUAAUAAAAUUAUUUGCACAGACAUUUCCAUGGAGCUGCUCGUAUAUGGCAUAGACAUGAACACCAUUCGAUGUGAAUGUUAAGUGAAAAACUGUUGAGCAUCACAACAUCCGACGAUAUAAAAAAAAAUGUCUUGAUAGCAAAAUAUCGGAAAUAAAUAAAAUCAGAUAAUAGAUGGUCAUCAUUUCUACGAGAAAAUAAACAGUGUCGAAUUGUUCAAUUGUGAUGUAUACAUAUACGAAUAGGUCACAAAACUCAUGCCUUUGAACAGAUCACUCAAAUUAUUUAUCAUCGAACACUAACAGACUUAUGACAUAAGUUUUAAGACGAAAACCGGUUGAAGAAAGUGUUUAUAUUUUCAUUAAUUUACGGCGUUUUCUUUUGAUUUUUCGCAAGACAAAGAGAGAACAGAGAAAAAAAAUAAUUUACUAAAAAUAAAUCGCUGACAGCAAGAACAGAAUUAUAAAAAACAGAGAGACACAGAGUGAAGUUUAAGUGUGUGAUUUUGUAUUCAUUUUAUUUUCAUUUGGCAUCAUCACUUGUUACCGAACAAUCCAACUAAAAUGGCUCAAUCACAAAAUAAUGCCGUCAACGUUCUUAUCCAUGACGCCAAUGGACAACAACAAAUCAUCAAAAUCCUGCCGAAUAGUUCAGGUCAACAAUUGAAGGCGAUUUCUAAGCAUGGUUUACGUACGACUGACACAACAAAAGUAGUUGCCCAGCGAUCAGUGGGUAUGUCUUCAACAUCACAAUCAUCCGGUGCAAAUCGUAUGGUUACAUCCACACCAACACGAAUAGACAUUAAAGUAACGCCUCAACAAAUGGCGGCUCUAAAGUUGGGCUCACAAGGUAAUAACGCACGUAUCGUACAAAUUGGAAAUAAUUCGGGAUCACACAAAAAUAAUUCGAAAACAAAUAUUUUGAAUAAUUCACAUGGCAUCAAAAAAGAAACUCAAUCAGUACAAAGUUUUAUGCGUCGUCGAAGGAAUGCCGAUCGCAGUGGCAAAGGUUUACGUCAUUUUUCAAUGAAAGUUUGUAAAAAGGUGGAAGAAAAAGGUACCACCACUUACAAUGAAGUUGCCGAUGAAUUAGUUGAAGAGGAGGCAAAUGGUCAACCAUUGGACUCGUCAAACUAUGAUCAAAAAAAUAUUCGACGUCGUGUAUAUGAUGCUUUAAACGUUCUUAUGGCAAUGAAUAUCAUUUCAAAAGACAAAAAAGAAAUUCGUUGGAUUGGAUUGCCCACAAAUUCGGCACAGCAAUGUAGUGCCUUAGAAGCCGAAAUGGAAAUGCGAAGAGAGCGCAUUGAAAGUAAACAACAACAGUUACGUGAGCUCAUCUUGCAACAGGUUUCGUUCAAAAGCUUAGUUACACGCAACAAAGAAGCUGAAGAGCGCGGUCUAGUGCCAUCAAAUAAAUCAGCGAUUCAAUUGCCUUUCAUUACCGUUAGCACACACAAAAAAACACAAAUCAAUUGCAGCGUAUCCGAAGACAAAUCUGAGUAUUUCUUUUCGUUUGACGAUAAAUUCGAGAUUCAUGACGAUAUCGAAGUUUUAAAACGAAUGGGUCUACUAUUGGGUUUGGACAAAGGCCAAUGCACCUUUGAGGAUAUUCAACGUGCAAAGACAAUGGUGCCGAAAUCAUUUCAACGAUAUAUUGAACUGUAUGGCAAGGGCAAAGACGAUUCAAAUGAAUGGGAAAAUACGUUCAAUUCAAUGGAAGACGCAAUCAAAUCCGAACCAUACGACACAAUGUACGAUGAUGAUGAAAACUAUUCGGAAAAUAGUAAUUUGGAUUAAAAAAGAGAUCAUUGUUUUGUUUGUUCGAAUCACACGUCCGGAAGAUUUUGUUUUAAUUUUAGCAAAUGCGAUUAUAUCCUAAUAACAUGUGAACGAAAAACGAAAGCGAGAAUAAGAAAAAGAAUUGAAAUCAGACAUUUAAGGAAUAAACAAGCAAAAAACAAAAUGCAGUCGAAUUGCAUUCAGUGUGUCAUGUUUAUAGUGAGUAAGAAGUGAAGAGCGGAAAAACAAAACGAAAGCAACAUUGAUUCUAGUGUGAAAUAGAGAAAAAAACACUUCAAUAAACCAAGAGAGAAUAAAAAAAAUUAGCUUGUAAGCAUUGCAUUAUGUUUUAAGUGAAUUAAAAGUAAUAAGCGAG
Molecule: messenger RNA, 2573 nt
Organism: Contarinia nasturtii (swede midge)
Lineage: Eukaryota; Metazoa; Arthropoda; Insecta; Diptera; Cecidomyiidae
Gene: Dp
Product: transcription factor Dp
Exons: 10
Coding region: 983-2215 (410 amino acids)
Biological process (GO): regulation of transcription by RNA polymerase II; regulation of cell cycle
Cellular component (GO): nucleus; transcription regulator complex
Molecular function (GO): RNA polymerase II transcription regulatory region sequence-specific DNA binding; DNA-binding transcription factor activity, RNA polymerase II-specific
Source: RefSeq, a predicted model, not a curated record